AUUUUUUGUGCGAUUAAAAGUCUAUGCAUUCAAAUGAUUUAAUGCAUACAAAGAUCAUUAGAAGCGCUACUAAAGUAUUACGUGUGGAGAGUCUGAAAAAUCGCAAAAAAAACGGUCGCUAAAAACCGACUCACAAACCAAAGUCUCCGAGAAUGCAGAUUAUAAUGGCUUAUAAUUUUGCUCUUCACAUAUCGUUGGCCUCCAUUGCCAUUGACUUUGUGCUGGCGGUGGCCUCACUGCUGACGGGCACCUCUUCCUCCAACUGUGCCUUCGCUGUCGACUGCGCUCUCGACGUGUUCUCGUCGGCGAUACUGGUCUGGCGUUUCUACGGCGAGACCGGAGCCAAGGGUUACGGCGACCCUAACUAUGACAUCGACAGCUAUAAUAACCAGAGGUUCGGUUUGAGUGGCAAUCAAUCGCCGGCCACUCAACGCAAGGAACUGCUCGCCUGUUGUGGUCUCGGCGUUAUGUUCAUACUCUCCGGUCUCAUAGUUGUCGGCAAAUCCGGUUGGGAUCUCGUCUCAGCCGAUCAGGUCAUCGAUUUGGAGCCCGAUAUGAAUGGUCUGCCGGGUAUACUCCACGUGACAUCAGUGGCGUUUGUGAUCUGUGGUCUAUUGGCCCUGGGCAAAUAUAUUCUAUACAGGCACAUGAACUCCAAGUCCAUGUAUUUAGAAUCUAUAAAUUCGUGGAUAUCGGCGGUGUUUGCUCUGCUAAUAGUGAUCACAACAAUGAUCAUUGAAUACGAUAACAAUCUGUGGAUUUUGGACCCAAUCGUGUCGAUUGUGUUCUCACUAUUUAUGAUAAUUUAUGGCAUUUAUAACAUACGAAAGUCAAUGAAAGCCCUCAGAGAUAAUGAUAACUGCGGUUUCGAGAAGCAAAAAAUUGAAUACAUUCUCAUCCCAUAAAAAAUACAUCACAUUAUUAGUAAAAACAUAAUUAGAUUUAAUAGUAAUUAUUAGUAGAUUUAGUAACCAUUUCUCUGUCAUCACAACUUAUAUCACAUUUAAUAUUAUUUCACUUUCUCUCUCAAAACCCACCGAUAAUCUGAUUUUAUAAAUUAUUUUUAUGUAUUACUGUUUUAAUUGCCUUUCAAUCUAUUGUUGAUUAGAGUUUCAUUACUAUCUUUAUAUAUAUAUAC
Molecule: messenger RNA, 1138 nt
Organism: Medioppia subpectinata
Lineage: Eukaryota; Metazoa; Arthropoda; Arachnida; Sarcoptiformes; Oppiidae
Source: the annotation of a GenBank genome assembly